AAUUUAUUUUGAUUUUUGUAAAUUGUAAUCUCUAUGUAGAGUGUGAAUACCCGGAACAAUUUACAUGAUUAUUUUAUCUGUCAAUUCACCACUAACUCAGAAACUAUGGCCAAAACUCUGGGCAACAACACGGGGGAGAUCUUAAUAUCAGCCCUGAAGAAGCUGAUGAAGAACACUGGCUGGACUGCGAGGACCAUCAUCAAGUUCAUCAAGCUUGAAUAUCGUAUCACAGACCCGAAGAUUAGCAAGAAGAUAUCCAGGGCGUUGAAAAGGGGCGUCAAACUGGGCCUUCUGCAGGUGAAGUGCGGUCGUUACCGGCUCAACAAUAUGUCGGGCUUGGCGCGACAAGUUAGCAUGCGACAGCUGCGUAUGCGCCGACGCGACUGUCGCGAGCGACAUCGGGCGAAGCUGACGCCUCUGCGCAUCAGGAGUCGUACGCCGUCGAUGAUUUACUGA
Amyelois transitella is the source of this 456-nucleotide messenger RNA. RefSeq lists its product as uncharacterized. Gene Ontology annotation, biological process: nucleosome assembly. Gene Ontology annotation, cellular component: nucleosome. The transcript is spliced from 3 exons. NCBI's taxonomy places the organism in Eukaryota, Metazoa, Arthropoda, Insecta, Lepidoptera, Pyralidae. Gene Ontology annotation, molecular function: DNA binding. The record is from RefSeq and is a predicted model, not a curated record. Bases 106 to 456 code for a protein of 116 amino acids.